Molecule: messenger RNA, 3203 nt
Organism: Psammomys obesus (fat sand rat)
Lineage: Eukaryota; Metazoa; Chordata; Mammalia; Rodentia; Muridae
Gene: Dhx35
Product: DEAH-box helicase 35
Exons: 22
Coding region: 12-2123 (703 amino acids)
Cellular component (GO): catalytic step 2 spliceosome; intracellular anatomical structure
Molecular function (GO): RNA binding
Source: RefSeq, a predicted model, not a curated record
UUCACCCCAGCAUGGCUGCGCCCUUGGGACCAGUGAAGUUCUGGAAACCGGGUACAGAAGGGCCAGGGGUCAGCAUCUCUGAAGAGAGACAAAGUGUCACUGAGAACUCUGGGACAACCAUCAUUUACAAUCCCUACGCUGCCCUUUCCAUAGAGCAGCAGCGACAGAAGCUGCCUGUGUUCAAGCUUAGGAACCACAUUUUGUACUUGGUAGAAAACUAUCAGACAGUGGUGAUUGUCGGAGAAACGGGUUGUGGGAAGAGCACCCAGAUUCCUCAGUACCUGGCAGAAGCUGGUUGGACAGCCGAAGGACGAGUGGUCGGAGUGACCCAGCCUCGAAGAGUAGCUGCUGUGACGGUUGCCGGGAGAGUAGCUGAUGAAAGGGGUGCGGUGCUGGGCCAUGAGGUGGGCUACUGCAUCCGCUUUGAUGACUGCACUGACCCAGUGGCGACAAGAAUUAAGUUCCUUACGGAUGGGAUGCUGGUCAGGGAAAUGAUGGUUGAUCCAUUGUUAACAAAAUAUAGUGUCAUCAUGUUGGAUGAAGCCCACGAGAGGACCUUAUAUACCGACAUUGCUAUUGGCUUGCUGAAGAAGAUUCAGAAAAAGCGAGGCGAUCUUCGCUUGAUUGUGGCCUCAGCCACUCUGGAUGCAGAGAAAUUUCGAGAUUUCUUUAACCAGAAUGAAACCAGUGACCCAGCCAGGGAUACCUGUGUGACCCUUACGGUGGAAGGACGGACAUUUCCAGUGGACAUCUUUUACCUACAAAGUCCUGUUCCAGAUUAUCUCAAGGCAACCGUGGACACUGUGGUGAAGAUUCACCAGACAGAGGGAGAUGGAGACAUACUAGCCUUUCUUACUGGCCAGGAAGAAGUAGAAACUGUUGUGUCCAUGCUGAUUGAGCAGGCUCGGGCGCUGGCUCGCACUGGGAUGAAGAAGCACCUCCGGGUUCUCCCCAUGUACGCAGGACUGCCUUCUUUUGAGCAAAUGAAGGUGUUUGAAAGGGUGUCACACAGCGUCAGAAAGGUGAUCGUGGCCACCAAUGUGGCAGAAACUUCCAUCACAAUCAGUGGCAUUGUGUAUGUGAUUGACUGUGGCUUUAUGAAGAUUCGAGCCUACAACCCCAGGACAGCUAUUGAAUGCUUGGUGGUGGUACCAGUGUCUCAGGCGUCAGCCAACCAACGGGCAGGCCGUGGUGGGCGCAACCGCUCGGGGAAGUGUUACCGUCUUUAUACAGAGGAAGCCUUUGACCAGUUACCUCAGGCCACCGUCCCUGAGAUGCAGCGCAGCAAUUUGGCCCCUGUUAUCCUGCAGCUGAAAGCCCUGGGGAUUGACAACGUCCUCAGGUUCCACUUCAUGUCUCCCCCGCCGGCACAGUCAAUGGUCCAAGCCUUGGAGUUACUCUAUGCUCUUGGAGGUCUGGACAAAGACUGCCGCCUAACUGAGCCACUUGGCAUGAGAAUCGCAGAGUUCCCUCUGAACCCCAUGUUUGCCAAGAUGUUGCUGGAAUCAGGGAACUUUGGCUGUUCUCAGGAGGUCCUGAGCAUCGCUGCCAUGAUGCAGAUCCAGAAUGUCUUCGUUUUCCCCUCAAACCAGAAGUCUCAGGCGACUCGAGUGCACCGGAAAUUUGCUGUGGAGGAGGGUGACCAUCUCACCAUGCUCAAUGUAUACGAAGCCUUUAUUAAACACAACAAGAGCUCCCAGUGGUGUCAGGAGCAUUUCCUGAAUUACAAGGGUCUUGUCAGAGCUGCCACUGUGAGAGAACAGUUGAAAAAGCUCCUGGUCAAGUUUCAGGUGCCCAAGAUGUCCAGCGAAGGUGAUCCAGAUCCGGUCCUGAGGUGCAUUGUGUCGGGAUUCUUUGCAAAUGCUGCGCGGUUUCACUCCACCGGAGCAUAUAGGACUAUCCGCGAUGACCAUGAGCUGCACAUCCACCCUGCUUCAGUCCUUUAUGCAGAGAAGCCACCCCGCUGGGUUAUCUACAAUGAAGUUAUACAGACCUCCAAGUAUUACAUGCGAGACGUGACGGCCAUAGAGUCGGCUUGGCUGCUGGAGCUGGCCCCGCACUUUUAUCAACAAGGAACGCACCUGUCCCUGAAAGCCAAAAGGGCCAAGGUCCAGGACCAGUGAGCGGAGCUCAGCAAGUGGCUGCGGGGACGGUUUGGCAUCUGUCCUUCGUGUCGUUUAGCACCAGCUAAGGGAGAACAGACAGCCACUCUGGUGUGGCCUGCAUCCUGCUCAUCAGCCCCUCUUCCUGCUCCCCUCAGCAUUUGCCAUCCUCAGUGGGCCCCAGAGUAGUUCGAGCAUGGCCAGCAUGGACCAAGCAGGAGUUGGCUGGGCUGGGCCUGGCCUCACUCCUCACACUCAGUAGCCAGCACCCUGCGCCAGCAGGCACAGUCCUGCUCCAGCUCUGUGGUGAGGAGGAGAGCGAGCCUGUGAAGACUGAAGACCUGUGUAGACAGGGCUCUCUUUGCCUCCUGUGUCUUGCUUGCUGCCGUCACGGUUGUUGACUACUGCAGUCUACGGCUGCUAUGUUCAUCAAGUACAAACGGAAGUGCUGGGCAUUUCCACAAGAUCACCAAAGUUCUCGUCCAUCAGGCCCGGGGUGAGGGUGGACGGUCUCCCAAACCCAGCAGCCUCUUCCUUCCCUCUGACCGUGUCCCUGCUUCUCUGCAGUGGAGACUCAGUGCACUGAUGGUGGGCCACUCAGGACUCACAGCCCGAGUCCUUGUUAGCCACUCCCUUUGCAAGUGAGCUUAGCUUUCUCUCAGAGCACGAUGCACAUCCUGGUGCCAGUGGCUGGGCGCCAGGAAAAGCUCAUCAACCUCGACGCCAUGGGCUCCUCUUUAGCAGGAAUUCACUACAGUUUAGAUGCCCUAAACUUGUGUAGCUCAGGAACAAACUCUCGUAUCUGUAUCUUUGUUUGCUUGCGUUCUUGCAAGAACAUGGGCAGCUCCCUGGGCACUGUUCACACUGCCCUGGGCAGCUUUGCUGUGACAGUGAUGGCACUUCAGCACACGGCAAGACAGACUUCUCCCUACUGUUUCAAUGAUGUUUACUUUAAAAACGUAGCUUGAAAGUUUAUUUUUGUACUGGUUUUAGUUUGGAUGUGCCACUUUUGGCACCAAACCUAUGUCAUUUUUAUUUCCAUUUUAUAAAUGUGUAAAUAGCAGUGUUAAGUUGUUAAUCGUAGUAAAUCUUUCUACCCGA